Messenger RNA from Nothobranchius furzeri (turquoise killifish), 5760 nucleotides. It is a transcript of the gene dnajc5gb, whose product is annotated as DnaJ (Hsp40) homolog, subfamily C, member 5 gamma b. The record is from RefSeq and is a predicted model, not a curated record. NCBI's taxonomy places the organism in Eukaryota, Metazoa, Chordata, Actinopteri, Cyprinodontiformes, Nothobranchiidae.
GUGUGUGUGUGUGUGUGUGUGUGUUUUACCCAGAAUUCCUGUGUUUGUUAAUCUUCCGGGUCCGUAUAGAUUAUUAUAUUAAUCUCAUAAUCUCUCUUUCGCUUUAUGGAAUAAACUUUAAGUGGCGGGUCUGGUCCUCGUAUGUUUCUACGGGACACAAACACUUUAAACAGCCUGCCGCCGCCGCUGCGUGAAACAUGGAGGAUCAGGCCCGAGCUCAGAGGAAACUGUCAACAGCAGGGCAGAGCUUGUACCAGGUGCUGGGCCUGGAGAAAGGAGCGACCCCCGACGAAAUAAAAAGGGCCUACAGGAAAUUAGCAUUGAGGCAUCACCCCGAUAAAAACCCAAAUAACCCAGAGGCUGCUGAGAAAUUCAAGGAGAUCAACAAUGCUAACUCUAUCCUCAGCGAUGAGAAUAAACGUAAAGUCUACGAUGAGUACGGAUCCUUUGGCCUGUAUGCAGCCGAGCAGUUUGGUGAAGAGGGAGUCAAAUAUUAUUUCCUAGCAUCCAAAUGCUGGUUCAAGGCUCUUUUUGUGUGCUGCGCUAUUUUCACCUGCUGCUGCUGUUUCUGCUGCUGCUGUUUCUGCUGUGGAAAGUGCAAAAAUGCAGAGGAUGAGGAACCCUUUGCUUACAUGGACCCUGAGGAUCUGGAGGAUGCCCGAGACCAGGAAGCAGCAGACCAUGUAAUAGUUACAGAGCCGAGUCCUGCUGAGGCUUCAGGCCAGAAUGAACCAAUUGUGAUCCAGCCUCAUGCAGCCAAAGGGACCUCAGGCUCCGGAGAGGAAAACACAACGCCGUCGGCUGAAGAGUGACCAAAUGAGUACAUGAGUGAGUCUGGAUCGGGACGAGGCUGGUCAGAUGUUAAAGAUCCAAGUUCAGGACUUCAUCAGCAGCUGAUUCAUGUGGGAUUCAUUCAUGAGAACAUCUGUGUUUGAGCAUCUUUUAUUAUUAUGAUGUUCACACAGAAAACGUGUUUUUUACUGGUCCCACCAGGUUUUGUUUAACCCAACAACUUGCCUUUGUUGUAAAAUAUAGAUAAUUUGGGUAUUUGGGAAGCAUGGUACAGUCGAGAGCCACGUGGAUCAAAGCCACUGAACUGAGUAGAUGUUUGUCUUUGUGCACUUUAAACUCACAUGUUAGUAUUGAAGGUUCAAAAGUUGCCACUCUGGUUUGAGAACAUCUUGGUCUAGGAGUCAUAAAUAUUUAUUUAUAACGAUCCAGGUUCAAAUUAUUUCUGACUAAUUAUGUUGUUCUUUGGGGCUCACAGUGCAAUACUGUAGAUUUAAAGGUGCCAGAUCUUGGAAAAUCCAUGUGAUGUUAUUUCUUCAUGAAAAAUACCCCCAAACCCAUUUUUGGCAGACAAAGGACUUCUGCGUUGGGGACAAAACAUCACCAUAAAAACCAAAGUCCUGUCCAUAAAGACGUGCGUAACAGCCAGCACAGGACAUGUUAUUAGUGACUAAACCUAUGUAAUAGGUUUGGUGGGUUAGUGGAUAGAGCACCUGUCAUGCAUGCUGUUUUGCUAUGACCUCACACCGGUGUCGGUACCAGAUCUGCUUGGGCAGCCAGAUCGGCUCGGGGUCCUGCGUCUGCACGUCACAGUAGACGACUGGCUGAACGUAAGACUUACGGAAGUUACGAUACCACGUUCGUAAAACUUACGUUAGCACGUUGACGAUGAUUUUGUUUGGUCAUAACAAAUUUACGGUUGUAGUCUUAGCGGUUGUAGUCCUGUAGUCCAAAAAUCAACACUUUUUGGGAGAAAAUAUGUUUGAAUUUCCAAAGGAAAUGUAAAAUAAAAGCAAAGAUAUCAACUGAUAAACGGUGACCCUCAAAAGCUCUUGGUUUUGAUGAAAUGGGGCAAAAUAAAACAUAAGAACUUUAUUGAAAAGACAGCAAGCAACAUUUUGAAUGAAUGAAUGUAUUUCCAUAACAGCUAAAGACAUAUACAGACGAAUUCCACUUUAAUACAAACAGAUAUGCUUCACAUAUAAGAACUGUUGUGUUUUUUGGCAGUCUGGUGUUGGUUUUAUGUAGUUUCACAUUCGUUACAAAACAUAGAUAAUAUGGUGGUUUAUUAACAAAUUACAAUUAUGAAGAAAACAUUUAAGUGUUAAUAGACAAGAAUUUAUUAACAAAACUGCUGACGUCUUUUCAAAACUAAAUGUGAAAGCCGAGUGGAAUGGCCGUAAUGUGACAUCAUCAGCAGGCGCAGGACCAUGAGCCGAUCUGGUACCGACACCGGUUUGAAUCCUGGGCUCAGCAGUAAUUUAUUUUGUUAUUUUUAGCUACACUUGCCAUUAUUAUGUUUUCAACUCUUUAUUGGUAAACUGUGAAAUAUAAGGAAUCUAUAUAUAUAUAUUUUUUACUUGUUUAUUUAGCUAGCUGCAGUCCAUGUGAGUCCAUGUGAGGUGAGCAGAGCAGACCAUUGGGACUUCGGUGUCCCGUCCAGAGCAUUGCAACUAAAAUGCUGCAUGGAAAUGACCAAAUUCAAAGAUCGUUUGAGACACAAAAUAUUUUGCAGAAAAUAAACAUGAAAUCUGGUUCAGCUACUGCUUAGUCUGGGAGUCGAACCCGUGGCAAGACAUGGCAAAACAAAAUGAAAGGCAGACACUUUAUCCACUAGACCACCAAGCCCAAUACAACAAUAGAAUUUCCUAUGAUGCAGCAGCCAGUUGCACACGCGUUUUGUUGGAGCAGCCGUGGGCGGAGUGCUGGUGCCAUUUCCAAGGACGCUUUACUCUCAUUUAUUACUUUGUUGUGGCCCGUGAUGCUUCGUGGGUUAUAUAAUGAAUGUGUGGAGCUCAGGCUGCUGGGGGUGUGGUUGACUGAAACGGACAGUUUCAUUUCCCUCAGUAGUGCCAACAGUAAGAUUUUAUUACUUACUGUGCCUACCUUUGCUCUCAGAGGUUUAAAAUUGCAUGGACUGGCUCCUUUAAGAUAAACCUCACUGCUGGGUUUUGUAUUGAUACUAGUUAUUUUAAGUCACCUUUUGAAUUAAUGCUUUACUUGCUUUUAAUUGGUUUUUGUUUAUUUCACUUAUUCUUUAACGGGUUAUAGAGAUUUUAAAGUUUAUGAAAUUAGCAUAGAGAUUAUUCUUUGGUUGUGGCUCAGCAACCUCCUACGUGCUUUGUACAGAUUAGUGUAGUGGCCUUGAACGCUGCAUUUGGGCUGGUCUUAUCUCAGGAAGAAGCUGGCACGUCCUUGUCUCCUCCAGCGGGAGUCCAAGGAUGCUUAGUGUGGGAUGGAGGGAUUAAAAUGGGGCUAUAAUCAGGAACGAGAAGCUUAUGUAUUUUUUUUAACAUUAAACAAGAAGCCGACCUAAUCGUGUGCAUUUGUGAGGCGGCCAUCUUUCUGCUAAUCUGACCAGCUCCACAUGGAGGCAGCACACAGAUAAGUGGUAUCUGUUAAACAGCAGAGCAGUUUCUAGUGUUUAAGCUCACUGGAUGUGAGGCCGAACAUCCAUCUGGUGCUAAUAACGCCUGUUCAUGCAUUAACACUGGCCGUCGGUUUUUACAGAUUUCUGCUGAUGGGAUCCAGAUGCACCAAAAACAUCUUUAUUGUAAUUUUACUGGUAAAUGUUUUGUAUGUAGAUUUUCAGUUUUUUCAUGAUUUUAAUCUGGUUUUAUGUAUAUUUGAUUUUCUUGCGUUGUUCGAAUGUAUUCUGAACAAAUCUGUAAUUGUAAUGUUUGUAUUUAGACCAUUUGCCCUGUGAUGGACUGGCACUUUGUCGAGGGUGUACCCUACCUGAUUGCCCAUUGACCGCUGGAGAUAGGCACCAGCCCCCCCGCGACCCUACAUGGACAAGCGGGUUCAGACAAUGGAUGUAUGUAUGAAUGGAUUUAGACCAUUUUAGCAUUUCAUGUAUUUAAUAAGUGCCACAUGUUCUACGUGCCAAAAGUUUUAAUGGGCAAUUAUUAUGUGGGUGUGUCCCUGUUACGUCCCCGACAAGUUAUGUUAAAAUGUGAAGGAGGGGGUUGUCGUCGUCUUCCUCCUCUUAUCCGGGUCCGGGUCGCGGGGGCAGCAUCCCAACUAGGGAGCUCCAGACUGUCCUCUCCCCAGCCACCUCCACCAGCUCCUCCGGCAGGACCCCAAGGCGUUCCCGGAACAGAUUGGAGAUGUAACCUCUCCAACGUGUCCUGGGUCGACCCAGGGACCUCCUGCCGGCAGGACAUGCCCGAAACACCUCCCCAGGGAGGCGUCCAGGAGGCAUCCUGACCAGAUGCCCAAACCACCUCAACUGAUUCCUUUCGAUCCGGAGGAGCAGCGGUUCUAAAAAUUCUCAAAAAGGUUAACAUCACACAAAUUACCAACUAUAAAAACACCUGGUAAAAACUUAUAUUAAAAGCUUUACCGAACCGAAGGUGUUUAAAACCAAAUUCAAUAAAAUUGUCACCAAGUUAACCUUCAACACAAUCCCUCUGGAUCACUCAGAGUUAAAACUACCAAAGUUAAAACUCAUCACAACGAAGGGGUUAAACCAAAACGAGACCUGGAGGACAGCAGAACCCCUGCACUGCUGCCUUCCAGACUGCUGAAGGCACAGCCUUUUUAUCCAGGUGUUGGUAAUCAGCAGGACUCAGCUCAGCUGUGCUCCUCAGCAGCCUGGAAGAGAGGAGGAGGUGGGGCGGUGUCAGGCUGAUCGCCCAUGUGAUCACCGGGGCUGGGCGAUCCUGGCUCCUGAAUCUCACCGGCCAGGCUGGUAGCCGUAACAGUCCCGUUUUAUCUAGAAUCUAAGAAUACUAGAUUUCAAAUUUUUUUUAUUUUAUUCAACAUUCCCAAAAUUUUCCUGCUGUUUUAAAUGUAAUAAAAUGAUUCAUGUGGAACCAAAGCAGCGAUCGUGGUUUUGUGAUGUAAUAAACACUGGUGAAAAUAUCCAGACCUUGUUGCCACCGGCUCCUGCAGCCUCCCCUCUGACAGAUAACAUCAGGGUUACAGCAGGUGGGUUUCCAGACAGCAUGAGAAUCCCGAUUAAACGUAUUACGGCUUAUAGGGAUACUACGCAACUUUUUCAUAAUUUCAAAUAGUUUUCUUGAGCCAACAUGUGCUAAAAUGACCCUUUACAGGGUGAAAUGUCGGAAUACUGUGGCCAGAAUUCUGCAAUUGCAACUUCAGAGUGCUGUUACCUAGCACUGCAGCAUGUUUUCUGCAUGUUUUCGAACAUGAGAACAGCUGAUUUGUUUUUAGUGAUGAACCGCUCCUCUAGAAACCAAUGAAGACUGAGGAGACAUUUCAGCUGUUAGAUUUAGGUGGUAAAAAGACGAAGACACAAGGAGGUAAGUUUUACUUUUGCUUUGACUACAGAUCAUUAAUAACUUGACACUAGGGGUGCUAAAAGCAAGCAAAACUACCUAGUAUCCCUUUAACGUAUGGAUUCGGAGAAACGACUCAGACGUAUCUAGAGCCUCUGAUGAUGCGUUUGAUUCUUAUUUAGAUGUUUGAUUGUAGAUUUCGUUUUUGUUGGGAGCGGUCCAGUGGGGGAAAGGUGAAGAUGUGGAUGAUCCAUGUCGGAGUGGAUAGAAUUCAGAACGUGCUGGAAAAAGACUAAAUAGAGACAGAUCAAUCGCUGUGGCGACCCCAAAGAGAAAGAAGAUCCUUAAGUUGGUCAUGAAGGUGGCAGAUCCAGGAGGGAAUGACAGAACAAAGCUAACUUGCUUGUUUUCCACGGACCAGAGGUAGGACUAAUCCAGAGUAAUAAAAAAUGGCUAAAAUAGAUCUUUAAAACAGAAGAGCACUUCUAAUCCUAAACACCUAGAACCA